AUGUAUAAUAUCUGGGCUACGAAAUUCCAUACACGCGCCUUGACAAUUGCUGUUCUUGAUUUUGUCCCUGACUGGGUUGCUCGUCGCGCUACGAUGGAGUUUAACCCUGCGCUUGCAGAUGCUGAGAGUGUACGCCAGACCAUCACGGCGGGGUGCCCAUUGGUCAACUUGCGCCUUCCAGCCCUUUCUCAGCAACCAACCACAACCACUACUCCGCACUUCUUCGAUGGAAAACUUGACAUUGACAGCUGGACCCAUCAGUGUCGUGGCCAAUCCUUCUUCAACGCCGGUUCCGUGGAGGAAAUGCCACUCAAGGCCGGCGCCCAGACAGUGUGCUGCUCUCCUGCAUACUUCAGCCCCUCUGCACACCCUCCAGCACAUCUCUCGCAUCCUCCCAAUCCAACCACGCCCGACUGUGCUCAACUGCUCCCUCUAGCACCCCUACCCUACGCCCUGACCGUCUCAGUAAUGAUGACACUGCCGCUGCGUUCUUGUGUUCUCUUGCCAUUUGAGUCAAUUUGUACAGCAAUUCUCAUUGUUGUCGCAUCCGCUGUCCAUGUCAUGCGCAUAUCUGCUACCUACCACCACAUUCAAAAUGUUCGCGCAACUAUGUGGGGAUUAUACGCUGUGCAGAUUGUCGUCGCUGCCAUUUGCUGCGGCUUCUACUGCUCUGUUCAUCUCCAAGAUGGCCAGGGAUGCAUCAUUGGUCCCCUGGAUAAUGCAAGCUGGGUCGGAAUUCACUGGCUAGCUCCAACCUGGCUUUACGGUACCAGCUUCGUCCUCGCUGCGCUACUCAGCAUAAAAACGCUCGAAAUUAAGCCUGUAUCUUACUGGCGUCUCAUGCUUCGGGACGGCUUGAACCUCAUGGCAGCUGUGCUUGCGAUGAUGAUGUCUAUGCGCAUCAUCCUCUCCGUUAGAGGGGACCUUGUCAACGGAGGCUCGUUCUCUGUCUCUUCCCACACUGCCUCAUCAGGCGCCAAUACAAACCCCCUCUCCGGCUCAGACAUGAGACCAAGAGGCGGUAACCACACUUUCCGCUUAUCGCGAUGUAGACAAGUGGAUAGGAAGGAAUUAGUGUGCUCGCUGGCAGGCUUUCAUCUAUAA
Molecule: messenger RNA, 1104 nt
Organism: Suillus subalutaceus
Lineage: Eukaryota; Fungi; Basidiomycota; Agaricomycetes; Boletales; Suillaceae
Exons: 6
Coding region: 1-1104 (367 amino acids)
Source: RefSeq, a predicted model, not a curated record